UAGCUCUUUUCCUUCACACAUCUCAACCAACACAUAACUUCUUCUCUUUCCCUUCAUUCAUACUCAAUAUUCAUUCUUCUUUAACCUUCUACUCACUCAACAAUGGCUCGUUCCUUAGCUGUUAUGUUGCUUGCUGCAUUGCUGAUCAGCUCUACAAUGGCUCAGUCUCCGGCUUCUUCGCCGGCAUUGUCACCGUCCAACACUCCCGUUGCCACUCCACCGACCAACACUCCCGUUGCCACUCCACCGAGGAGAGCGUUGUCACCGGCUCUGUCUCCGUCUCCUGUCGCGGUUGCACCGUCGUCUGAUUCACCUGCCACCGGAACAUCUCCUCCUGCUCCACCUACGUCUCCUUCUGAGUCCCCAAAUGUCGCUCCCAUCCCUCCUCCCUCCUCAAUAUCGGGCCCACCGGCUGAAGCACCAGGACCAGCUACAAACGGUGCCGUUUUGAACAGACUCGCCAGAUCUGCUGUGGUCCUCGCCAUCGCUGCGGCUGUGCUCGUGUAGAAGAUAUUUUAUGCUGUUUUAUUGUUUAUCCUAUUAAUUUUUCUCAUUUUUUAGGAAUACCGAGUCUUGAACUCCAGUACUUCUUUCUUUUUGGUUUUUAGAGAUUGCUCUGGUGUCAUGGUGAUUCAUUCAUUUGAUUAUUUUGUACAUUUUAUUACUAUUUAUUAUUGUUAUUAUCCUUACAAUUUAUAAUAUACGCAGCUUUAUAGUUUAA
Molecule: messenger RNA, 721 nt
Organism: Vigna angularis (adzuki bean)
Lineage: Eukaryota; Viridiplantae; Streptophyta; Magnoliopsida; Fabales; Fabaceae
Product: lysine-rich arabinogalactan protein 19
Exons: 1
Coding region: 103-507 (134 amino acids)
Source: RefSeq, a predicted model, not a curated record